GGGUAAUUGAAAAAUUGGAAAACAAUGGAACGCCAAAUUGCCAUGGCAUACCUUAGCAAAAGAAGAAUACUUAACGCCUUGAAGAUACUGAGUCUUUGUACUAAGGACCGAAAUACCCUCAAUUUGGAAGCUUGGAAACUUGCAGCUCAUUGUAAUCGUUAUCCUGAGGCGUUUGACUCUUAUUUGGAUCCAUCCUUUCUUAUAAGUGACUGUUUGGACAAAGUGCUUCAAGCCUCACAAGAGUGUUUCCUUCAGCCUUUUGUUGACAAGUUGGAACACAUAGAAACAGUAGACGAACUCUUAGAUUUUGUUGAGCAACUAAAGCUAUUAACAGCUUCAGAAGCAACAACCGAAGACAAUUGUGGUCGCUUCGUUCACUUGGAAGGACCUAUAGGACAGUUUUUGCGGAGAGUAGUGAUAGCCUUGGAGAGCCUCUCCUUUGAAGACAUUUGUUUGCUGUUAGAUUCCUGGCAAUCUGUUGAUGUGUCUAAAGAAGAUUUUCAGAACUCAAGUCGCUAUGCUUGGGACUUUGAAGUUCCCUGUAGCUUGUUACCGCAAAAUGACCAUGAAGCUCAUCGAUUACUAGAGGGUUUUAGUUGUGGCAUUAUACCGAUUGAUGAACAAAUAUCCGAAUUUUUAACCAUUUCAACAAAUGACAACCGUACAACAAAGGCUGAACUUGUUAGGUUUAUUCAGUCCAUCGAAAGCGCAGACAUUGUUUCUGCCAUUUCAUCAUUGCACCGUUAUUUUGACAUGGAACUGUGUUCUCUGGAUUGCGGUCCUCAACAGGCUUCGUUGUUGUUGGCAUCUGCGUAUUUUACCUUGGGCAUUCAGCCAAUGUCAAUUGUGAACUUACAUGAAACGAUUAAAGUUUCGCAGCAAGCAGGAGAUAAGCACUGUCAAUUACAAGCACUUUUGUGGCUUUGUCUGGCAGAUAUGAAUAAGAAGCAUUUAUUGAUGGAAAGAGUGAAGGAGCUUGCAAAGGAACCCAGUUAUAACUUACUUGCCGCAGUAAAGCUUGCGGAAUGGAGAAUAUCUGGCAAGGGAGUGCUAUCUUCAGCUGCGUGGAACGAAUCACAACACGAAGAGCAAGUAUCGUUACUCAUUAGAGACUAUAUAGAGAGCUAUCACUCGUCUCCAGGUUCCUCAAACGUGUCACGAAUUGCUUUUUGUCUAUUAGAAGCCGAGAUGUGGCGACUGAAAGGCUUUCUUGACAUCAGCUACAAUAUUUUGGAAGAAUGUUGUUCUCGUGAAGCUAAUUGUUUGUUUUCCUAUUCCUUCUUGCAGUGUAUAUGUGUACUGAGUUUUCUUGACUUGGAACGAGGAAAUUUUGAACGUGCAUUAGAACGAUUUGAACCUGCCAUUCGGUAUCUUUCAUCCACAGAAAGCGAUAGAGCACAACGAAACUUGGACAAGGAUCUCAUUAGGAUACAUGUCCUAUAUGUGUUAUUUUGGAGGUCCGUUUAUCGGCAAGAAAGACAUCCAGCACGAAUUGUAUUAGAAAGAAUAGAAAGUAUGGUUUCUUCAGUAGACUAUAGCAGUAGCAUAGAAUACGCACCUAUGGUCCACAAGGCAAAAUGUGCUUUGGCUCGGUUGGAAGGAGACCAUCAACUUGCACUAAAGAUAUGUAGUGAUUGGGAAAAACUUUCUAUUUCGAGAGAAAAACCGCUCGAUUAUUUGGAAGCCAAAAUUUGUGAAGCAGAAAUAUUUCUACAUGUUAGCGCUCCUGUUAAGGCCUUGUUACCAGCAUUGCAAGUAGCCAAGAUUUCUGAAAUGAACAACAUUGAAUAUUAUAGAUUGAUUGCUAGUCUUAUCGUUAUUGAAGCUCAGUGCCAGAUGCAUCAAUUUGAAACUGCAGAAAGUACUCUCGAAAAGAUUGAGCCUUUGUUAGCUAACGGAAUUCCUCCUUUAUAUCAGGGCAAGGCAUAUUUACUUAGAGUACAUAUCAAAUUCGCUUGUUAUUCACAGAAUGAGUCAGUUGCUACUACUUUUACUGAGACAAAUAAGUUUUUGUCUGCCAUUUUGAAGGAUAUACAACUUGCGCUUGAUUGCUUUCAAAAACUGCAGGCUUUUUCUUAUAUAAGGGAAUGUCACUUCUUAUAUGAAACAAUACAAGAAAUAAGACAAUGUAAAGAUAAAAGUCUAAGAAGUGGAGUUCCUUCUUUCGAUAAAGGGGACUGGUUGCCAACUGAUAACAAGUGCAAUGAGCAAGUUGUAUAUUGUCGAGUUUUGGAGAAACUCAAUAAACUGUAGCCAAACAUUUGAUGAUCGAAACACUGUACAUUAUCCUUUGUCAUUCCAACAGUUCUCCAAACGAUAGAAACCAACCAUCUUUUCCACAUCUCUUCGUCGCAAAGUGAACUAUGAAAUGAACACUAGCAUCGAUUU
Molecule: messenger RNA, 2388 nt
Organism: Galdieria sulphuraria
Lineage: Eukaryota; Rhodophyta; Bangiophyceae; Galdieriales; Galdieriaceae
Exons: 5
Coding region: 25-2253 (742 amino acids)
Biological process (GO): anaphase-promoting complex-dependent catabolic process; protein K11-linked ubiquitination; positive regulation of mitotic metaphase/anaphase transition
Cellular component (GO): anaphase-promoting complex
Source: RefSeq, a predicted model, not a curated record